This is a messenger RNA of Naumovozyma castellii, 5631 nucleotides long. RefSeq names its product myosin 1 (gene MYO1). The record is from RefSeq and is a predicted model, not a curated record. The transcript has a single exon. Lineage: Eukaryota; Fungi; Ascomycota; Saccharomycetes; Saccharomycetales; Saccharomycetaceae. The coding region runs from base 1 to 5631 and encodes 1876 amino acids.
AUGACGGAACAAAAUAACUUAGUCUGGAUACCAGAUCCGGACAAAAUAUUUACACUAGCUGAAGUAGCUAGAAUCGAGAGUGUUAAGAAUGCUCGCACUAAUGUUGAGGAAGAGAUGGCCACAGUUCGAAUAAUGGAAACUGGUGAAGAACUCCAGAUUGAAAAAUCAAACUUAUCGCCAUCUAAUCCUACCUCCUUUGACAAGGUUGAUAAUAUGUCCGAAUUGACCCAUUUAAAUGAGGCCUCUGUUCUACAUAAUUUGGAAAAGAGAUAUAAAGAUGACAUGAUAUAUACGUAUUCUGGUCUCUUUUUAGUAGCCAUUAAUCCAUAUUGUAAUAUUAAAAUAUAUACCCAAGAAUACAUUAAUUUGUAUAAUGGGUCAUCCAAAGAAGACAACAAACCACAUAUUUAUGCAAUUGCUGAGGAAGCUUAUCAAAAGCUUUUAACAGAAAAGCAAGACCAAUCUGUUUUAGUUACUGGUGAAUCUGGUGCUGGUAAAACCGAGAAUACAAAAAAGAUUCUUCAGUAUUUAGCCUCAAUCACGUCAAAUAAAAGCAAAUAUUCCGAAGCAGACCUUCUAGUAUCGCAAAAUGAUAAUGAAAUAAAUCAAUUUGAAAGCUUUGAGAUGAAAAUAUUACAGAGUAAUCCGAUUUUAGAGUCAUUUGGUAAUGCUCAAACAGUGCGUAAUAAUAAUUCAUCAAGAUUUGGUAAAUUUAUUAAAAUUGAAUUUGAUGAAAGAGGGAAAAUAAAUGGUGCACACAUUGAAUGGUAUUUGUUGGAAAAAUCAAGGGUUAUCAAUCAACACCCAGAGGAAAGAAACUAUCAUAUUUUUUAUCAGUUAUUAGCAGGUCUAUCAUUGCAAGAAUUAAGAAAAUUAGAAUUGACUUCUAAAUCGGUUUCAGAUUACAAAUACUUAUCGAAAUCCAAUCCUUCUAUCCCUGGUGUCAAUGAUGCUCAGGAUUUUCAAGACCUUUUAAAAGCAUUUACAACCGUUGGCUUUACACACGAGGAAGUAAAUAAUAUAUGGCAAGUUCUCUCGAUUAUAUUGCAUAUUGGGAACGUUGACUUCACAUCAGAGAAAUCUCAACAGGCCACAUUCAAAAACGAUCCGUCAACAUUGGCCAAAUUACUAGGUGUAACUGAAAAAGAAUUCACAACUGCAGUGUUAACACCUAAAACAAAGGCCGGCAAAGAAUGGGUGACACAAUCCAAAAAUGCUAGCCAAGCUCGAUUCAUUUUAAACUCCUUAUCGCGAACGCUGUAUGAAAAAUUGUUUUCUUUCAUUGUCGAGAGAAUCAAUAAUAGUUUAGAUCAUAGUUCAAUGACGGCCAAUUACAUUGGAUUGCUUGACAUAGCAGGAUUUGAAAUUUUUAAACAUAACUCCUUUGAACAAUUAUGCAUCAAUUAUACCAAUGAAAAGCUUCAACAGUUCUUCAAUCAUCACAUGUUUGUCUUGGAACAAAAUGAAUAUAUGAAAGAGAAUAUCCAAUGGAAUUUUGUUGAUUUUGGAAAAGAUUUACAAGCAUCAAUUGAUCUAAUAGAAAAUAAGAGUUCUCCGACAGGUGUACUUCCAUUGUUAGAUGAAGAAUCCAUUUUACCAAAUUCAUCUGAUGAUUCCUUCUUCUCAAAAUUAAUUUCCACAUGGGAUCAAAAAUCUCCUAAAUUUAUCCGAUCAAAGUUACCACAGUGUUUUGUGCUCAAACAUUAUGCUGGGGAAGUAGAAUAUAAUAUAGAAGGAUGGCUAUCCAAAAAUAAAGACCCAUUGAGCGAAUGUAUGAUUUCAAUGCUGUCUUCUUCAACGAACGAAAUUGUUACCAGCUUUUUUAAUGAAUCUAAUAAAAACGUGCGGGGCAGUUCAUUUAGAACUGCAUCAGCACGCCACAGAGAACAACAAAUGUUGCUACUAAAGCAAUUAGAGACUACACAUCCACAUUUUGUUCGUUGUAUUAUACCAAAUAAUAGAAAGAAAGCGAAGGAUUUUGAUCGAAAAUUAAUUUUGGAUCAAUUACGCUGUAAUGGGGUUUUGGAAGGUAUCAGAAUUGCUCGUGAAGGUUAUCCAAACCGUAUAUUUUUUAAAGAGUUCUUCCAAAGAUAUAGACUUCUGUCAGACGAAAAUCAUUUUGCAACCGGUUUCAAAAAGAAUUGUGAGAUUUUAUUAUCGUCAUUGCAUUUAGAUCCUAGUCUGUAUAAGAUAGGUACCUCUAAGCUAUUUUUUAAAGCGGGUGUCCUCGCUGAACUGGAAACUAAGAAGGAUCAGAGAAUUAGAUCUAUCGUUAUUCGUUUCAAUUCACAUCUCCGAGGUAGAAUAAUACGAAAGAUGACAGAUGAAAAACUCAUGAAACUAAGGGCUGCAAGAGUUCUUGGGAACUCUUUCAGAACAUAUAAUCGUUUACUAGAAGAUCCAUGGUAUAACUUGUAUGUUAAAAUAAAACCGCUUGUCAAUUCUGCACAGGAUAUAACGAAAACAAAACAGUUUACUGAACAGGUCAAAGCAUUGGAACACAAACUGCAACUGAUUGAGGAAGAACGUGACUCAGCUAAGGAGAAAUCCAGUAGAACUAGCAAGGAUCUAGAAAAAAUUCGAAGUAUUCUCGAGAAGGAAAGAAACUCUUUGAAAGAGAAUGAGAACACACUUAUUAAAGUAAAGAAUGAACAAAGAACAUUGCAGGGUCGCUUAGAGGAAGCAAUUUCUAUAAAAGACAAAUUGGAGGGUGAGACAACUGAAUUGAAAAGCCAAUACGCAAAGGCCUCAGAAGAACUUGAGAAAUCAAAAGAUUUAUCAGCUGAAAAGGAAAAGUUCAUUGGAACAUUACUUGAGAAAAAAUCUGCUUUGGAAGAUAAACUAUGUUCGUUGGAAACCGACUUGGAAAAUAAAAAAGAAAAUUAUUCCAAUAUAGUGGCGGCUAAACAAAAAGCUGAACAAGAAAGCAAUGACCUAAAGCAAAGAGAGCAAUUGAACCAAGAAGAAAUAAGAGCAUUGAAGAAAAAACUAGAAAUGUCAGGGGAGGGUUUAGAUAUUAAGCUAGCCACUUUGGAAAAAAAUUGUCAUGCAGCUAAAACACGUCUUGAGUCACUAGUUGGAGAAAACGGUGACCUACGAAAUAAACUAACUCUUUCGAGGAAAGAGUCUAAAAAUCUAGGUAAUCAAUUGAACUUAAAAGAGGCCGAAAUUUCUAGGUUGAGAUCAAAAAUGGAUCAACAUCAAAAAGAAAUCAUAUCCGUUUCAAAUCAAAGAGAUGAACUGAUAAAUGAACAAAAUAAUGCUGUUUCAGAAUUGAACAGAACAAAAAAAGAGCUCUCCAGUAUUAAAUUAGAAUACCAGAAAUUAGAGGAGGAAAUGAAGAUCUUGAAAAGUCAUAGUGAGGAAACCCAAAAUCUACAAAAAGGACAACAAGAAGAUACCAGUAGGGUAAGAAAUUUAGAAAAGAGACUUUCCGAAGAAAUAUCUCUAAACGAGUACCUAAGUAGGAAACUUUCAAGUAAUUUGCAAGAAGAAAUGCACCCUUCUCUAAAAGGGAAUAUUUUUUUUAGUGAAGAUGUAAGUAAGGAUCAACUCAUUGCAUAUUUCAACGACAUGAAGUUGAAGUUGGAUGAUGCUACAAAAGAUCUUGAACAUCAAAUUGAAGAAAAGAAAGAUUUAAUUGCAAAGCUGAGAUUCACCGAAACAAGGUUAGCCUCUUCUUCUUUUGAUUCCCAAAUGAGGCGCGCCCAGCUCAAGAAGUUGAAAGAAAUAGUCGAGAAAACAAACCCUUCCUUGGACUUAGCUCGAGAACUAGAAAAUGUCACUGAUGAAGGUGUGAAUGUAGAAAAGUUAAUUCUAGAAGUUGAAUAUCUGAAAAGGCAAUUAGAACUAGAAACCAAGGCUCAUUAUGAUGCCGAAAAUGUAGCUUCUGCCUUACAUGAAAAAUUUACCAGAAUUCAAAGAGUGGAUUCUUCUUCAGAUAUUUUCAAACUGAAAUAUGAGGCCAGUGAGGAACGGGUGAAAGGGCUAGAACAAAAGUUAAAAUCCACACCAUUGAAGGAUAGAACCAAUAUACCCGUGGGUGAUAUUUUCAAAAACAGAGAAAGUAUUUCAAAGUACGAAGAGGACGUAAAAUUUCAUAAACUCGAGAACUACAAAUUACAAGAAAAUUUGGUCGACUGCCACAAUACUAUUUCUAGAUUAAAGCAUGAUAUUAUUCAACAUGGAAAUAAAGAAAGGUUGUUAAUAGAGCAAUUGGAUCACCUUCAAACGGAGCUUCAAUCAUCGGAGCAUCAAAAGGAUUUAUACGCUACUACCAUGAAACAACAGAAAGAACAAUAUCAAAACUGCCUAGAAGACCUGGAAACAAAUGAGAAUCAAUUGAGCGAGUACAGUCUCGCGUUAAAGCAAGCUGAAGACAAUAUUCAAAGCAUGUCUGGCAUUAUUGAGAAUCAGAAACUCCAAAAUAAACAAAAGGAUAAACAAAUAUGGGAAAAAGAAAUUGAAAAGAAUGAACUUGAUAUGGAACUACAAGAAAAAUCAAUAGAAUUGAAAAAGAUCCAAGAUCUCAAUCAAAUGUUAGUAUCAGACAUCGCACACUUAAAAGAGAGAUUAGCAACAGUGCAAGACAAUUCCAAAUAUAUUAAUGAAAUCAAUGAUCUUAAAGAAGAAUUGAAUAGAAACCUACAGUCAGAAACUGCUCUCAAAAAAGAAGUAUCAACUUUGAAUUAUGAACUGAAAUCCUUAAGUAACGAAAGUGAAGGUAAAAUAAGUGAAUUAUUGAAACAAGUUGAACAUUAUUCGAAUUUGGCAAAUGUUCUCAGUAAUGAGAGAGAUAUAUCGGAUGCUUCUCAAAAGGAAUUAUCAAAACGCCAUGACGAGUUACUAGCUAAAGUCCAAACGCUAACUGCAAAUAUUGAGUCACUAACAAAUGAGAAAACUCAACUAAUAUCCCAAGUGGAGCAAUUGAGGACAUCAAUUGGUAAAACCACUGAUGAUUUCGAAAAAUCUUUAAACGAAAAAGACAGUAUUUCCAUAAGAAUUAAAUAUUUAGAAGAAACAUUAGAAUUGCAAAGAGAACAAAACUCACGGAAUGGAGAAUUAAUGAAGAAGUUGCAAAAUGAUGCGGAGGUUCUAAAAUCAGAACUAGAUGGAGAAAAGAAAAACAAUAUAAGUCUCUAUGAAGAAAAUCAAACUUUGAUAAAUGUCAAUUCCCAAUUGAAUAAGAAGAUGGGAAAUCUGGAAGAAAAACUAUCUGAUCCUAAGGAGAAGGAUGCUUGGUUGAGUAAAAUCCAUGAACUUGAGGAACUUGUUAAAAAAGAAACCAAUUUGAAAUACGAAGAAGUUAAGAAAACUAAAAAUUUGGAGCGUGUUAUUAAUGAAUUAACAGAAAGGAAUGGAAAACAGACUGACAUAAUAAAUUUGGCAAACCGAGAGAGACAAGGAAUGGAGAAAACAGCUAUGAAUUAUAAUAAUCAUAUUAAUGAAUUGGAAGAACAUAUAAAGAAACAAGGAAUGGACUUGAAAAAAUGUGUCAGGGAUAAUGCAUAUUAUCAGGACCGAGUUAUGGAAUUGGAAAAAGAGAUGAACUUUUGGAAGGAACAAUACCAUUCAUUAAAUUCAGAUAGAAAAGAGAUAGCAGGCGUACGAACCGAAGAAGUCAUGAUGUAA